Hippocampus zosterae (dwarf seahorse) is the source of this 774-nucleotide messenger RNA. It is a transcript of the gene rpp21, whose product is annotated as ribonuclease P 21 subunit. Gene Ontology annotation, biological process: tRNA processing. The record is from RefSeq and is a predicted model, not a curated record. Lineage: Eukaryota; Metazoa; Chordata; Actinopteri; Syngnathiformes; Syngnathidae. Bases 115 to 594 code for a protein of 159 amino acids. Gene Ontology annotation, cellular component: nucleolar ribonuclease P complex. The transcript is spliced from 5 exons.
ACUCGGAUGCUGUAUUGAAUCGCUUAAGAGAAGGAUUAAAACGUCGUUCGACCACGGACACAAAAAACAGAAUUGACCAGACGCUUUUAGAUUAUUUCACAGCAUUUUUGUGUCAUGUCUGGGCACGUUAAGGAUAAAGAAGCGUACCUUAGACUGAAUUAUCUCUACCAGGCUGCUCAUUGUGUUUUGAACCAAACCCCGAAUAACGUGGAGCUGGCCCGUUUCUACUGCUUUACUCAGCGGACUAUAGCAAGACGUCUCGUUCUGCGACAAGAUCCAUCCGUGAAAAGAACAAUAUGCAAGAAGUGUUAUACCCUACUCGUCCCAGGUUUGACAGCAACAGCCAGACAACGGAAAAGGGGCAAGAAGAGGCGCAUCACAGUUCUACGCUGUCUCAGCUGUAAGCAGAGCAAGUCCCUAUUGAACAAUCCGGAUUAUUGUUUAUGGCAGGACCGACCGGAAUCUCAGGCUCAACAAAAACAGCCAGAUCAAAAUGCACCUGUUCAAAGUCAGCCCAAAAAGAGCAAAACUGCUCGGCCCGAUUCUUCCAACCCCAGCACAAGUACAGCCACUGUUGAGCAAACACCUCCAUGAUGGAGUGUAAUACAAGUUUACAAACCUUUUGUUAUACCACAACUGAAAAAUCAACGUCAUUUUAUUUAUUGAAAUCCGCUUCAUGGUAACUUGAACAGGUUAUCGCCGUUGUUAUUUUUAAUAUCCCUCAUCAUCCUUGGAGAAACGUGCAUAAAAUGUUAUCAAUUUUUAAUUUUUUUU